Molecule: messenger RNA, 1186 nt
Organism: Hyaloscypha bicolor E
Lineage: Eukaryota; Fungi; Ascomycota; Leotiomycetes; Helotiales; Hyaloscyphaceae
Exons: 7
Coding region: 440-1153 (237 amino acids)
Source: RefSeq, a predicted model, not a curated record
GUCCUCCACUACUGGCCUUACUGGAACUAAUGAUCACGAUCAGCGACACAAAAGGAUUCGUAGCUCAGAGAUAUGAGUUUGCGGUGGCUGCUGUCAAGCAAAGUUUAUCCGUCGCAGACCGAGAGAGCGUCAACCAGCCUGGAGAUUGGCAGAAAGCGCAGAGUUACAUACGGCAAAUCAUAGCAGAUCCACCAACACCUCAUCCCAUCAAAAGACUGCUAGCACACAUCGACCCACUGCCUCGAUCACUCUACACUCUUGUGGGACAGUUUGAAGGCGCCAUCCACCCUUCUGUUCCAGAUGUUAACAUUAUUUGGGGGUUGACUGAGUUGAAUAUCAAGGUGAGAAGACGCCCGAUCAAUCUUGGCUCUGAGAUUGCCGAUAUUGGUGAAAGCUGUCAUGUAAAUCCUCAGAGAAGCUCACUCAGACUGUGGGCUGGAUGAAGCGACUACGCAGCGUAGUAGAGCUUUUCAAUAGGUGUCUCGAUGUUUGCGAAGAUUUGAAUGAGCCUCGAAUUGCCAUGGUCGAGGUCAUAGACUGUCUUCUACAGAUACUCAGUGAAUUUGUCAAAUACCUUCGAAGACCAGACUCUGAGGCUGCAUCUGGCUGGAGAAGUCUAGAGAACAAGAUAACUGGCGACCUCACUUCCAUGGAUGCUUCUACAAAGAAUCUCAACGGCAUCAACAGUUAUUCGAAGGUUAAUCUUGAGCGGGCCACCAAGACUCUCAAUCUCAGCCAUGGCCCGGCCCAAUACCCCGAGGAGCACGUCACAUUCCCAAUCGCAAUGAUAACCAGAAACAAGAACGAAAAGUUCUUUGGGCGCGCAGACGAAUUGAAGAACAUAAAUGGGUUCUUAGGCCACAAAGAUACGAAUCUUCGAACAUACACCAUAUAUGGGCGUCGCGGGGUUGGAAAGGCCGAUAUUGCGCUGCAAUAUGCUCACACAAAUCCAGCGGGCUUUGAUGCCAUAUUUUGGGUCAAUUGUGAAACAUCAGUGGCUCUGAGAAAGAGCUUCACCGACAUGGCGGUUGCACUCAAUAUUCCCGGGGCUGACAGAAAUGGUCGCCACGAGGAAAAUCAGCUCGCAGUACUGAAAUGGCUCAAAACCACCAAACGGCAGUGGUUGUUGAUUUUUGACAACGCAGAGCGCUAGUCGAUUCUGAAAGGGUACUGGCCUGUAUCCGUC